CCUUGUGUGUACGUGUCAGUGGCUUGAGGCUUUGACAGCAGCGAUGGCCAGGUGGACUGGAACAGCGCUGCUUUGUGUGGCUCUCCUGCAGGGAUUGAGAAUGACCACCACCCUCCCCAACGGAGCCCCUCUCUCAGCAUGUGAGGACAUGAUGCCUCAACACUCCGGGGUCAUACCACAGCCUGGCCCGGCGCCCUACACCAUCCAAGUCAGUAACAGCUCCUAUGAGACCGGGGUGCCAGUCACAGUUCGGAUCCUGGGUCCGGUUUACAGAGGGCUGCUGCUGAAGGCUGUCGUGCCAGGCAGCACCAGUGCUCUGGGUUUGUGGCAGGACCCCCCUGAAAACACCAAGUUCUUACAGUGUUCGGGAAACCGGCAAGGCGCAAUCACUCACGCAAACAUUAACCCCAAGAACGACGAGACAGUGUACGAGUGGAUCCCGCCCUCCGGUAAAAGCAGCAUCCAGUUCAUGGCUACUGUGGCAGAAAACCGCCAGCUUUACUGGCUGAAUGUGAAAUCCAAAAUGUUGACAGGGUGUGCUGCUGGGACUGGGGCAGGUCUGCUGGUGCUUCUGUCCAGUCUGCUACUGGCUCUGCUGUAUUCCAGAUAGACAGCAGCUCCUGUUGUGCAGCCUAACUGGUCCUGGAUACAAUCUGAAUUGAAGCGCCCUGGCUAUUGCCAGCCCAGUGCUUCUUGUUGGCAUGUUUAUAGCAGCACUUUAAUAUUGAUUUUAAUAAUGCUUUAAAUAAGCUUCUUUUUUUAAUGCAUACUGUUGUAACAGUUCUAUAUUAAAAUAUUUAGCAGUGGUAGGUUCUGAGUAUCAUUGUGUCUUGGUUAAUUAGAUCCUAGACUGGGUGCUGACACACCUAUACUUGUAUGAUUGUUAUGGCCUCUUCAUAAUUUGUAUUUGAUCCAUGCCUGAAUGCAGGGAUGGAGAUAAGACUCGUAUUGCAUGGCCGUUUCACACAUUCCAGGUUUUACGAUGAGCCACAGUAUAUAGGUAACAAACUCAUAGUAAAACCAGGAAUGGAUCAAAAUGCUAUGCAAUAGAAUUUCCAUCCCUGAAAUGGUCUCACAUCAGACCCAAGCUCCAGUCGGAAUGAUCCAAUUACAUUAUUAUGAUAUGACACAUGCCUGUGUUUGUUUUAAGCAGCCCCAGGUUUGAAAGUGUGAAGUGCUUAAACCCAGGACUGUAGCUACAUUACCUUUACCUCAGAGAUCCACAACAUUAGCACUUCCAGUGGAUUCCGUUGCAGGACUUUGUUCCAACCAGUUCCUUCCCUGAUCUCAGGAUAGGCAGCACACCACUUUAGUCUACAGUGCAACCAACAGAUAACCGUUACAAAGCAGAUGUGUAAUGUGCAACUAUAAUACACAUACAAUGAUAUAUACCUUUUACAUGGUUUGCAUUUCCUUGCUGAAUUAACAAUACUAAACAACCUACAGAUUGUGUAAUUGCUGGUUUGUAGAAUGCAAGGCAUGCUGAAUAAAAAAAGAAGUACAUUUGAAAACUAUUGGUUAUUUUUUGCAUCCCAUUUCUUGUUCACACACACACACAGGACUGGAUUAAUAUAAUACACUAUCAGGGGAGGAAACGUUGUUCUGCAGCUUGUUACAGACAAUGCAAACCUUUAUGUUGGUGAGUGCCAAAUUUAAGUAAAAAAAAAGCAAUAUUAUUUAAGAUUUAAUACUG
Messenger RNA from Acipenser ruthenus (sterlet), 1693 nucleotides. Its product is annotated as putative defense protein 1. Lineage: Eukaryota; Metazoa; Chordata; Actinopteri; Acipenseriformes; Acipenseridae. The coding region runs from base 44 to 610 and encodes 188 amino acids. Gene Ontology annotation, molecular function: oxidoreductase activity, acting on metal ions. The record is from RefSeq and is a predicted model, not a curated record. The transcript is spliced from 5 exons.